AUGCCAAGCUUGCAGAUGGGCGACGCGAGCGACCACCGGCGAAUGUCCGUGCGGAUCCCGGGUCCGCCAUCUCUUCCUUCCUCACCCUGCACCCAUGUAAUUGUAAAAAUGCACGAUUAUUUUCAGAUCAGUGCCGCCUCCAUCACCGACCAACCAGAAGAAUCACCAGAAAUACAACCCUUCCGCUUCUUUGACCUACCUCAGGAACUACGCUUCAUGAUCUACGAAGAACUGAUGGACAACACAAAGAACGACCUGAAAUAUGUGCAACCCAGGGGGUUCGAAGUCGAAUCGGUCUACAUCGAUGAAUUACACUAUCCGAGCAUGUUGCGGGUCUGUAAGAUGAUGAAUCAAGAGUAUUGGAACUUGUGUCUGAGAGGAGCGAGUUUGUGGAUUACUUAUAGUCUUCCUGAUCCUUUGAGUUCUGAUGGAGAGGACAGCGAGGAUGAAGGCUUGGACGACGACGAUGAGAUUCCACUGCUUUCAACAUGGGUGAAAAUCCCAAAGGAAGCUCUGGCAAAACUCGGAGAUGUGGUUUUCAAAUUCGAAGCAAGAUGGAAUCUGCCACUGAUCAAUCCAUUCUCUGGCAUUGCCCGAUGCACACUCGAGAUGCCUAGCCUGAAAUCCUUGCUCUUAUAUUCAGAGAUAGAAAUGUGGAUCAUCGAGUCCGCCGCCGAGCAAGACGAUAAAAACCUUGGCUUUCAAUGGUUCGUCAACGGCCUAUUCCACGAACAACAUCUCCUCUUCGACAUCGAAAAGGAACAUGAUCGCAAAGUCGAAACAAGCGUAGGUGGCGGCCUGUACUCCCCUCUCUACGAGAUGAACAAGAGAUACCGAUAUCCCCGACGCAGGCAUUUGGCUCAAGGUAUCGCACCAGUUGCCGGGCUGCCGGAGUGGGGGUAUGCGAUUUAUAAGUUCGUGCCUCCGUGGAGUUGUCCGGAUGACAAUGCUUUCGAUUAUCAUGGCCAGCAGGUGAUCUUCGAGCAUGUGGAAUAUGCAUUGCCUGUGCCUGAGCGUAUUGACUUUUGGGAGAGCUGUAGUGAGGAUGAAUAUGACUGGAACGACGGCUCGGAUUGGGCUAUAGGCAGAGCAAGCAGGGUCUGAUUGGCGGAGGAAUCCAAUGAGAGCGGCCAAAGAUUCUUGCAUCUUUGCAACAUAAGGAAAGCUUGUUGUUGGAGAUGGAGGUUGGGCGGUGCGGAUAUUACGGCAGAUGCCAGGUCAGUCCUGGAGGACAGCUCUCAUACACAAUCGCUGGACCACGUUCGGAAACCAAAAGAAAGCACCGUGCAUUACGACA
Messenger RNA from Aureobasidium pullulans EXF-150, 1297 nucleotides. RefSeq lists its product as uncharacterized. The transcript is spliced from 4 exons. Bases 1 to 1104 code for a protein of 367 amino acids. Lineage: Eukaryota; Fungi; Ascomycota; Dothideomycetes; Dothideales; Saccotheciaceae. The record is from RefSeq and is a predicted model, not a curated record.